Molecule: messenger RNA, 1885 nt
Organism: Dunckerocampus dactyliophorus (ringed pipefish)
Lineage: Eukaryota; Metazoa; Chordata; Actinopteri; Syngnathiformes; Syngnathidae
Product: 1-acylglycerol-3-phosphate O-acyltransferase ABHD5-like
Exons: 7
Coding region: 105-1196 (363 amino acids)
Biological process (GO): negative regulation of triglyceride storage; positive regulation of triglyceride catabolic process
Cellular component (GO): lipid droplet
Source: RefSeq, a predicted model, not a curated record
CCCACCUCGAGUUGAGUUAUUUUAUACAGUGUGUGCUUGAAGGCAACACAAAACUUUUCUGACAGUUUUGCUAGUGGGACGCAGGAGCACUGUCCCGUUAAACCAUGCGAAGAAUGGCGGAGUGGCUUCCACCUGCCAAGGAGCAGAGCUCCUGGCUACUAAGUUGGCUUCCAUCUUGGUGCCCCACUUCCCCCUCUCAGCUUAAAGAUGCAGAAGAGAAAAUGCUCAAAAGUGUAAAGCAGCCUUUUUCCAGACAGUACGUCCACAUCUCCAAUGGGAACUACAUGUGGACCAUCACAUUUUCCACACAUGUGCAUCCAUCCAUCCCACAGCUCCAAGCCCGGUCCAGCCCGCCUCUGGUUUUGCUGCACGGCUUCGGUGGCGGCGUUGCCCUCUGGGCCCAAAAUCUGGACUGUCUCUCCAGCAGCGGUCCGGUCUACGCUCUGGACUUGCUGGGAUUUGGCCAAAGCAGCCGCCCCAUGUUCAGCACCGACCCUGAGGGGGCCGAGGAGCAGUUUGUGGGAGCCCUGGAAGAGUGGAGGGAGAAAGUGGGCCUGGAGGAAAUGGUGCUUCUGGGACACAACCUUGGAGGAUAUUUAUCUGCUGCCUACACACUCAGACACCCCGACAGGGUUAAACAUCUGCUCCUAGUCGAGCCAUGGGGAUUCCCUGCCCGCCCUGAGAACCCCCACCAUAACUCCAUCCCGGUGUGGAUCAGAGCCAUGGGGGCCGUCAUGAGUCCCUUCAACCCACUGGCUGGCCUCAGACUGGCUGGGCCUUUAGGUCCUACGCUGGUCCAAACCAUCCGGUCCGACUUCAAGCAGAAGUACUCGUCAGUGUUUGACGACAACACGGUGUCCAACUACAUCUACCAUCUAAACGCCCAGACUCCGAGCGGCGAAACGGCUUUCAAGAACAUGACCAUUCCCUACGGCUGGGCUAAGCGGCCCAUGCUGGAACGGAUCGGCCAGGUGCAGGCGGACAUUCCCAUUUCUUUCAUCUACGGAUCCCGCUCCAGCCUCGACAGCGCUUCCGGAUACGCCUUCAAGAAAACCAGGCCGGAAGUGGAAAUCACGGUCAUUCGAGGAGCAGGCCAUUACGUUUUCGCUGACCAGCCAGAAGACUUCAACCAAACCGUCCUCCGCAUCCUCGCAAGGACAGACACGAAAAGCACAGACUCGCACUCUAACCUGUGACCCCAUGUAAUGUACUUUUUUUUUUUAAUGCCAACACACACAUGAACUAAAACCCACAACAACAUUAUCCUCAACAGGGAACUGUUUAAAGCUUCUCUAACAUGCACUUUACUAACCAAGGACGCUCAUCAGUCCGUCUGGACUUGUGUAAAUAGUUUGUGUGAAUAAAUGCAGCCUGUGAUGUGAUCAGGAAUUUUAAGGAAGAGAAAAAAAAGCAAUUGGGCAAGUCUUAUCUGGGGCUGGAAAGACAAUUCUCGUCUUGUUUGGAUCUAUACAGAAUGUUCUUGCUGAUAGGAGGGAAAAAGUAAAUAGGACAAAGGGCUACUUAGAGCUAGCGUGUUUGUUCCAGGAAGAUUCCAGCACUGUGCCAGCAGGGGUCAGCACAGCACACCGUGGCCUCUAGUUUGCAUCUAGACCAGAGAACAAGCCUCUCCCUUGGGCUGAGUGACCCCCAGCGAUCCUCACUAGUCUCAGCUCCACACACACACGCGGAGAGAGACAGAAUAGGGUCAGAGACGCGACUAAAUAUAAACUUCCUGUUCCAAGGAGGUGCAGCAUACUUUUAACAACCUGGUGCCUUUUUUACGACUAGGCAGGAAUUUUCCUCUCGUAUUCCAAGGAAGUUGUUCAUUAAAUGUACAGCCAUUGUUCCACAGUGUGCACGUUGUCUUUCAUUCAGCUGGAUUUGA